CCGAUCGGACAUUUUAACACGAAAAAAGUUAAAUCAACUGAAUAAAAAAGUGAGGAUGGCAGUUUGGGACAAAAAGAUUAUCUGGGGCUUCAUGUUGCUGCUGGCUGGUGCUGUGGGUCAGAGUGUGAACUAUCCACAUCCUGUUUGUGCCAUGAAAGGAUCGACUGUCACGCUCCCCUGCACCUUUAAAACACUGGAGCCUGUCACUGAAAAUGGAAAAGAAGUUCUGAUAAAGAUCAACAGAGUAGUCUGGUGCCCAAACCAUGCGGUUUGUCAUGGCAGCACUCCGUCUGUGUACGACAGCGAAUCAGACAACAACGACCCUCGUUACAGAUACCUGGGUGACAAGAAGGGAAACUGCACUUUACAGAUCACCAAUUUACAGGAGGAGGACAACGCAACUUUUCGCUUCAGGGUGGAAACUAAUCAUGCCAAAGCAACUUUUACUGGACCACCAGGAGUGAAAGUCACAGUCAGUGAUUCUGAAAUGAAGAUAAAGAGCUCCUCGACUGAGACAGAGAUGAGAGAGGGUGAAUCAGUCACACUGCGCUGCACAGCAGAGUGCACUUUCCACCAGCUGGAGGUCACCUGGUUCAGAGAUGGCUCCGCCCUCCCAGAGACUGGCCCCGCCCUCAAGCUUGACCCUCUGACUGCAAAGGAUUCUGGGAACUACACCUGUUGUCUGAGGAACAACAGCUUCACACUCUCCCAGCCGUACAGCCUGAAUGUGGAGGCUGAAGGAACAACUAGUGCUGCAGUUGACACAAUGCUGGCUAUACGUCUGGUUCUCUUUGUUCUGCACACUGUGCUCAUCAUCAUCGUGGCAUCCAUCAUCAUCAAAAGGACAUGUGUUUGCAGGAAAGCAGCAGCAGAGAUCUGAAAGACUUGACGGCGCAGGUGAAUCAGUGACGUUCACAUCAAAUAAACACCAUUUUCUGUUAUUCUGUCUUUAUGGAGGGUCUCUGAGUGUUCGGCCUACCUUUCUUCGCUUCCUGAAUUAAAAACAACUGAUGAUGGAAAACAGAUUGUUUCUCUUUCACCUCUUUAUCUGAAAAGAAAUGUUCCUGUUUGAGUGGGCAGUUUGUCUAAUGAGAGCAGGCUACUGUAAAAGGUGUCUUAUGAGAUGUCUUAUGAGUAAAGCUGCACACAAACAGGAACCUGCCUCCUGUCACAGGCAGUGUUGCCAACUUAGCAACUUUGUCGCUAUAUUUAGCGACUUUUCAGACCCCUCUAGCGACUCUUUUUCAA
This is a messenger RNA of Epinephelus lanceolatus (giant grouper), 1248 nucleotides long. Its product is annotated as B-cell receptor CD22-like. Lineage: Eukaryota; Metazoa; Chordata; Actinopteri; Perciformes; Serranidae. The record is from RefSeq and is a predicted model, not a curated record.